AUGAAUAGGUUUGGCCUAAUUGUUGUAUUAUUAUUAUUUUUGUUGUUGUCUUAUUCUGAUGAGAAAUACACGACAAAAUAUGAUAAUAUCGAUGUGGAUGAAAUCUUGCAGUCGGAUCGUCUGUUCAACAACUACUACAAGUGCCUGAUCGAUACGGGCAAGUGCACGCCCGAGGCCCGCGAGCUUAAGAAAUCCCUGCCUGACGCUUUGGUCACCGAGUGCAGCAAAUGCAGUGAGAAGCAAAGGCAGAACACCGACAAGGUCAUCCGCUUCGUGAUCGACAAAAAGCCAGAGGAAUGGAAGGUACUGCAGGCUAAAUAUGACCCAGAAGAGGUCUACAUUAAGCGUUAUAGGGCACAGGCACAAAAGGCUGGCAUCCCUCUCUAAAUUCUAGUGAUAUUUGGGCUUUUAAAAAUGAUCUAUAAAAUAAAUGUUUAUAUUUGUAAAAAGCUA
Molecule: messenger RNA, 453 nt
Organism: Drosophila navojoa
Lineage: Eukaryota; Metazoa; Arthropoda; Insecta; Diptera; Drosophilidae
Gene: EbpIII
Product: Ejaculatory bulb protein III
Source: RefSeq, a predicted model, not a curated record